Messenger RNA from Triticum turgidum subsp. durum (durum wheat), 393 nucleotides. Lineage: Eukaryota; Viridiplantae; Streptophyta; Magnoliopsida; Poales; Poaceae. The record is from the annotation of a GenBank genome assembly.
AUGCAGUUCCCGUUGCCUUUAGCAUUAAGCAAUUCCACUUCCGUGGACUGGUCGAUCGAUGUCGAUGCUCGCCUGCUUCUUCUCAGCUCCGAUAAGGCGAUAACUCCUCCUGACCUGCUCCGAUGGCGACCGCAGCGGCGAUGCGUGCUUAGGCUCAACCUAAGCAGAUCAUCGCACAAAUCGUUGGCAUUAUAUAUGCAAGCACACGGGCGUCCAGUCCAGGUCGAGCUACAGCUUUCCAUGGAGGCAAGAGUAAAACCACCCCAAGGCACACGACAUCAAAGAGGGCCAGCUCCAGGUCGGGUUGGCGGUGGCCACCAUCAUCUUGCUUCUCCACCACUUUCCGCCCAUACCUCGCCAGCCACCUGCACCUGGGGACAUCAAGGAAGGUGA